AUGGAGCUUUUUCGCAUUGGCUAUCUCGUGCGCGCUGUACAUUGCAGCUGGGGCAAUCCCCGCGUCGAGUCAUGGCCGCGCCGCGGCAAAGAUUGCGCUCCUAUACCUAGGGGUGGGCGUGCAAAUGAUUUGCAUCGGGCUACAGGCUCUGAACGGCGUGCAAGUGCCAGUGCGCGAUGGCGUUCUGGCUCAACAGUAUGGAGCCUUCAGUCUGACCAUGCUGUGAGGAACCGUUGGGGACGAGCUGACGGCAGGGGCACGGGUUUCACGAGCAUUGCACAAGCCUUCCGCAAAGCGCUCAGUGGCAUCCAGACGCCCAGCGGCACCUCUUACGCUCAAGUGUUCCUGUGCGCGGGAGUCAUCUACUUCAUCUGGGCCUACAUGUUUGCAAACUUUCACAAGACUGUCGAGGUCGAUCCAGGCCGAACAUGGAUCUGGGAGGCGCUCCACUACCCCUUGCACUUUUGCGUGCUGGCGCUCAUUGGCGCCAUGACAAAUUGCAUCAACGUCAAUGUGUGGAGUCGCGGUCUACUGUCGACAUACCGCCUGUUCCGUCGCGCUCUGUCUGAAAUCCUCGACGACCAGAUAGACCAGGCGCGUGCGCUGGACUUUGCAAUGACGUUUGACCGCCUGAAACUGAACCCCGACUUUGCGACAGAGCUUGCACGUCUCACACAGCCGGGGCAGAGCAAGGCUGCCGUCACGGUCCGGGCGUAUCAAUACUUUGCACAGGUCAUCCACGGCACAUGUCAGCAAUCGGGCGUGGCUCUGAAUUCGAGUCCGAGCAAGCUUUUGAACAAGGUUCUCGAUCUCGACAGGACCGGGACACCAGAUGGGGCCACGGCCGACCAAGCCAGAGACCUGAUCAUACGCGCAAUCGAAGAAGUCAUGAGCGAUGCCUUCUCGGGUGUUCUGUGGCUGUAUCCUGCGGCUGUGAGUGAGACAAUGAAGUGA
Trichosporon asahii var. asahii CBS 2479 is the source of this 954-nucleotide messenger RNA. RefSeq lists its product as uncharacterized. The record is from RefSeq and is a predicted model, not a curated record. Lineage: Eukaryota; Fungi; Basidiomycota; Tremellomycetes; Trichosporonales; Trichosporonaceae. The coding region runs from base 1 to 954 and encodes 317 amino acids. The transcript has a single exon.